Messenger RNA from Vigna unguiculata (cowpea), 1752 nucleotides. Its product is annotated as disease resistance RPP13-like protein 4. Lineage: Eukaryota; Viridiplantae; Streptophyta; Magnoliopsida; Fabales; Fabaceae. The record is from RefSeq and is a predicted model, not a curated record.
AUGUCGAUUCGAACAAACAAGAUGAAAGCAAUACCUGUGUUGUUGAAGCAGUUGAUGAUAGCAAGGAGGAAAUUCCAUGAAAGGGGAAGAGAUGAAUCAUUUGAUAGGAAGUUGGAGAAGUUGAGGUCGGAUCUGAAGAAGAUAGAGGAUGUGUUUGUGAGAGUGAAGAAGAAGGAAGAAGUGCUUCUUGACACAUUAGCAGAGGUGUAUGACCAUCUUCGUAAGUUAGACCGCGGGAAGCUGGAUGAAGACAUGGAUGGCAUUUGCCAGAGAAUCAGAGAUUCUGCUCACAAUUUGCUCCCAAUUCUUGCUUUUGAUGACUCAUCUAAGGACGAGGAUCACAUUGGUGGCCAAAUAUUUCACCCAUCAGAAGAGUUAUGGCAGGCCCACGAGAGGAUUCGCAAUCUGGAAAAUCUUUAUUACUCGCCAGACAAUCCAUCAACACUUUGCCUGAGUUCUCUCUUCAUUUUCCCUGAGAACGCUGUGAUAAGGAAAAGAAAUGCAAUUAAUUUGUGGAUUGGAGAGGGUUUGAUUGGAAAUACAGAGAACAAAAGAGCAGAGGAAGAGGGCGAGGAUGUGAUUGAUGAUCUUUUGAAAUGUGGUGUGAUUGUACGCUGUGGCAAUGGAAAGGAUCCCUCUGUCAAUAGAUUUCAAAUUUUUAUUAACGUCCGUCAUCAAAUGGAGUUAUAUUUAUCAAAGGAAAAUGGAAAGCAUCAAGGACAAUAUUUUAUACCAACCACUUAUCCGCAAAUUAGAGUAGAGAGGUUAGAGCUUGAACGAAAAAAAGCUACACUAGGUGGAGAUGACUGGUAUUUUGGGGACCGUACUAUAGGUACUAUUUUUAAUAUUGGUGCAAGUUAUCUCAAUUUUAGACCUAAAUGGGUAACUGAAUUGAAGAAUUUACUGGUGCUUCAACUGGGGCGUUGGCAAGAUUCAGCUUUGCAUCACAUUGAAGUUGGGAGUCAAGAAUUCUUGAAAGAGUUGAGAAAUCUAAAGCAGUUGAGAUAUCUUAGUCUCCGUGGGAUAUCAAGAAUAUUCGAGCUUCCAUCCUCCAUCGUUGAACUUGAGAGCCUACUAGUUCUUGAUCUGAAAGCUUGCCAUAAUUUGGAAACACUACCUGAUGAUAUUUCAACAAUGAAAAGUCUGACACAUCUAAUUUUGUCCGAGUGUUGCUUUGUGGAGGGCAUGCCAAAGGGGAUUGAGAAGCUCACUAAUCUGCAAGUACUCAAGGGAUUUUUAAUAAGCCGUCCUGGAAAGACUCCUUGCAGAAUAUCAGAGCUUGUAAAAUUGAGAAAACUAAGGGGACUCAGCAUACAUAUUGGAAGUGAGGCCGUGAUCAGGAAUGGGGAGUUUGAACGUUUGGAAGAUUUUUUCAAACUUGAGCAGCUGAAGAUAUCUUGGAAUGUGUCUGACCCAAAGUAUGCUAACAUUAAUAUCAUUGUGCCACCACAUUUAAAAAAGUUACAUCUUGAAUGUUUUCCUGGAAAGAGUUUUGUAGAAUGUUUUAUGCCAAGCAAAUGGGAACGUGCUGGGUUGGAGUCGACAUUAGAGCUAAAUAUAACAGGAGGAAAAUUGGAAAGUAUAAAAACACAUUUAACAUUGAGGACCUUGAAAAUACUGCGUCUCAAGUACCUUAAGCAAUUGAAUGUCGACAUAGACGAUUUGAAAGCAUUGUUUCCGCGGCUGAAAUAUGUUGAAAUUAAACAAAUCUCAAACCAUUCAUACAUUGAGCAUGAAUGGGGCAUCAUCUAA